This is a messenger RNA of Psilocybe cubensis, 1062 nucleotides long. RefSeq lists its product as uncharacterized. The record is from RefSeq and is a predicted model, not a curated record. The transcript is spliced from 4 exons. The coding region runs from base 1 to 1062 and encodes 353 amino acids. NCBI's taxonomy places the organism in Eukaryota, Fungi, Basidiomycota, Agaricomycetes, Agaricales, Agrocybaceae.
AUGUCUGGGCACCUCGCUCUUCCGGCUUUCCACACUAAUCAACUGACCGAGGAGAAUACCAUGCUGCAAGAAAAAGUCACUCAGUUGCAACGUCAACUUGCCUUGGCCGAGUUACUUGAGGAAGAAGAUACAAAGCCAAAGAAACCGCAGCGGAAGAAAGGCAAUUCACAGAAGAGUGGCGCAGCCUCCGUUGGUGGCUCGUCGACUCCUUCUGAUCCUUUGGCACUCUUGACUGAAACGGUGGCGAACUUACAGAAGGCGAUGACUGAGGAGCGUGAAAAGAUGGCGAACUUACGGAAGGCGAUGACCGAGGAGCGUGAAGCGAUGACUGAGGAGUGUGAAAAGGUGGCGAACUUACAGAAGGCGAUGACCGAGGAGCGUGAAGCGCUGACUGAGGAGUGUGAAAAGGUGGCGAACUUACAGAAGGCGAUGAUGACCGAGGAGCGCGAAGCCAGGCAGAAAGUCGAGGCGACGUUGGCGAACUUACAGAAGGCGAUGACCGAGGAGCGUGAAAAGGUGGCGAACUUACAGAAGGCGAUGACCGAGGAGCGCGAAGCCUGGCAGAAAGUCGAGGCGACGUUGGCGUCUGAGAGAGACGAGCGUCUUUGGCAGUUAAGCGAAGUUGCGGGACGUACGGGGGAACUCGAGCAGUGGGCCGUUACUGCGGACCCUGAAAUACUUGAUCGCAUACGACUCCGUAGUCUUCUUGAUGAAGGUCAAGCAAAACUAGCCAGAUUUGCAGGGCUUGUUUCUGAGAAAGAUACUACUUCGUACGCGUCAAUGACAUGGCGGCUGAAAUUGAAAGGUGAAGAUGGGGAACCAGCAGCUGAUGAUGCCCGCUUGCGUACUGCACGCUCACUCCUGACUGGCAGAGGGGGUAUAAUUCCACAGGCAAUCCAAGUACUCGUGGAUAAUAAGGAUGCGAUGCGCCUGCUGACGGAGACGAAGUCAUCGAUCCGCAACUGGGGUAACCAUUUUGCUCACCACCUUGCCAGUAAGCCUGCCGAGGACAAAAAAGGUAUGCUCGGCAUUCUUGAGUUUGUUUCAGGCUCGUCUAUGUAG